CGACAGUCCGCUGUGGGUCACGACUACCAAAGCAAGUUGUCCAAGCACUGCUCCCAGACGGACACGUCCAAGGGCUUUGGAGGAAAGUUUGGAGUUCAAGCGGACCGCGUGGACCAGUCUGCUGUCGGGUUCGAGUACGCCGGGAAGACGGAGAAACACGCUUCUCAGAAAGACUACACCACCGGGUUUGGGGGGCGAUACGGCGUGCAGGCAGACCGAGUGGACCAGAGCGCAGUGGGCUUCGAUUACCAGGGAAAGACUGAGAAACACGAGUCCCAGAAAGACUACACGAAGGGCUUCGGAGGCAAGUUUGGUGUAGAGACCGACAAGGUGGACAAAUGCGCCGAGGGCUUCGAGUACCAGGGCAAAACGGAGAGGCACGAGUCGCAGAAAGACUAUGUGAAAGGCUUCGGGGGAAAGUUUGGAGUUCAGACAGACAGACAGGAUAAAUCUGCUCUGGGAUGGGACCAUCAGGAGAAACUUCAGCUGCACGAGUCGCAGAAAGAUUACUCCAAAGGGUUUGGAGGGAAGUUUGGUGUCCAGAACGACCGGAUGGAUAAGAGCGCGGGGACGUUUGAGGACGUGGAGAAGCCGACAUCAUCUUAUCAGAAAACCAAACCCGUGGAGGCCGUCGGCAGCAGCACAGGAAGCAUCAAGGCCCGCUUCGAGAACAUCGCCAAGCAGAAGGAGGAGGAGGACAGGAAGAGGGCGGAGGAGGAGCGAGCGCGGCGUCAGGCCAAGGAGAAGCAGGAGCAGGAGGAGGCACGCCGU
Messenger RNA from Paralichthys olivaceus (Japanese flounder), 771 nucleotides. NCBI's taxonomy places the organism in Eukaryota, Metazoa, Chordata, Actinopteri, Pleuronectiformes, Paralichthyidae. The record is from RefSeq and is a predicted model, not a curated record.